Molecule: messenger RNA, 5665 nt
Organism: Mytilus trossulus (common blue mussel)
Lineage: Eukaryota; Metazoa; Mollusca; Bivalvia; Mytilida; Mytilidae
Exons: 13
Coding region: 701-5530 (1609 amino acids)
Molecular function (GO): guanyl-nucleotide exchange factor activity; small GTPase binding
Source: RefSeq, a predicted model, not a curated record
AUGUAACUUAUCAAACCUACCUAUCCAUCAUGGGAACAGGUAACCAGUUAGACUGUUUACCUGUGCAAUGAUUCACUGUGCUGAACAGAAUGGAUGAGAUGAGUUGUAUAAAACAUUAGUAGUAGGAGCAUGAUAAACCGAUCUAGUCGUCAAAAUAUUUGUAAAAUAAUUUAUAGACUAUUUUGGAAUAAAUAAACAUCAAAAUUUAAAAGUGCUUAUGGAUAUUGUAUUUAAAGUGUUUUAAAUAAUAGUUAAAGUGGAGUUACAAGUUGAGCUCGUCUGAGAGUUUUAUUACAUGACAGUUUUAUUCAUCAGGGAUUGUAAAACCGUUUUCUCUUCAUUGGACUUUUAUUCAUCGGGGAUUGUAAAAAUGUUUUUAUUUUUUCUUCAUAGACUUUAAGAUGACAAAGACUUUAUAUUGUAGCACUUACAUUUGUUAGGAUUGUGUAAGUUUAUGUUUUCCAUUCAUAGGAUCGGAUAAACGGCAAGAGGGAAACAUGGAAUAUAAUAAUUAGAAAAAAAGUGAAGAUUUUUUUUUUCUUUUAUUCAUGAUCUAUGAUAUGAUCUUUUUUCUGAACUUUAAUACUUUAUAACUUUUUUUUUUGGAUUUUGUGUGUGGAUUUGUCUUGGAAGAAAUGAAAAUAGUCAAUUUUGAGACUUGAAGAAUUAAAAAAAUAUCAGUUUAUGAAUUUGAAUUGAAAUGAAGGGAACAAUGGAUUACAAAUUACUCCAGUAUAAAAAGGAUCUAAUUGACAUUUGUUCGGAAGAAUCAAAUGAGGAUAGUGACCAGUGUCCAGAGGAGUUAAUGGACAAUGGGCAGUGCCCACAGAAACUAUUGGAUAGUGACCAGUGUCAAACAGAAAGGGAACAAAAAGAAAUAAUCAGAAGUUCUAUGCAUUGGGAUGAAUUUUUUGGUUCAUCACUAGAGCUUGCGCCAGCUCUUUUAUCAAUAUAUGACAGUAUCGCUGCCAGGACAAAUGGUGGAAUCACAUGUAGUAUUACUAAUGGAAAUAAUCAAAACAAGAAAAUCAAUACAGACAAUCAGAGUUCUCCGGUAAAUGUGGAUGAUAAUGAUGAAAGCGUGGAUAAUCUCUGCAAAAUGGCAUCCACCUCAUCAAUUGUCAGUGUGGAUCAGGAUUGUAAGAAACGGCCAUUAAGUAUUAGCUCAAUGUCAUCCACAUCCUCAUCAUCGUUAACACGCCAUACACGUAAACGACCAAACUUAACUCCAUUUGAUCAGAGAUCUUCAGGUGACUUUGACGAUAAAAUAGAAUCCACCAAUAAUAAUUUUAGUGAUAGGUUGGACCAUCUAUUGUAUAUUGAUGAUGAUGUUCCGAGUGGAACGACAGAUGAGGAAAUGUCUGUGGAUACAGAUGCUGGGAGUAAAUCUAGUGCAGAAACAAACUGUGAACAAGUACUUACCCCUAGUCAGUCGAAAGAUAGUCUCAUAACUCCAUCCAGUUCAGCACAAACUCAGGAGGCACCAGAAACAAGUGUUCAGAUUCAGGACAGCCCAGAACCUGGUCUACAGAGACGGGACAGUACCAGUCCCCAAAAAUAUGUCUCUUAUGUUCAAAGAGUAGUUACAGAAAUUAUUGAAACUGAGAGAAUAUACAUCAACAAUCUUAAGGAUAUAUUAGAGGGUUAUAUGGGAUUUAUCAGGAAUUCUCCAGAAUUGAAGAUUUCUGAGGACCAUAUCACUGCACUGUUUGGUAACAUUGAAGAAAUCUAUGAUUUUGGAAAAGAUUUUUUACAUGACUUGGAAAUGUGUGGUGAUGAUCCAGUUAAAGUAGCUGAAUGUUUUGUGAAGAAUAAUGAUGGAUUUAGAAUUUAUGCUCAGUAUUGUACUAACUAUCCCAGUGCUGUAGAAGUAUUGACCAUGAUAAUGAAGGAUCCUGAUUUAUGUGAAAUAUUCAAACACCAGCAGUUGUCUCUAAACCACAAUCUACCCUUAGGAGCAUAUUUACUUAAACCUGUCCAAAGAGUUCUCAAAUACCAUCUUCUUCUACAAAAUAUUCUAAAGAAUUACAGUAAAUCUGAGCCUGGUCAUGACACCCUAACAAAAGCUAUGGAUCACAUGACCAGUAUGGCACAUCAUAUCAACGAGAUGAAACGUAAACAUGAACAUGCUGUAAGAGUCCAGGAGAUACAGAGUCAGUUAGAGGACUAUGACGGGGAGGAUCUUACCAGGCUCGGAGAACUUGUUUUAGAGGGAUCUUUUCGUAUUUAUGGUGCUAAAACCUCAAGACAAGUGUUCUUAUUUGAUAGAGGAGUUCUGAUUGGCAAGCGCAAAGAAGAUGGGAUGCUGCUUUGUCGGGUUAUGAUUCAGUGCUCUAACUUGAUGUUGGUGGAGAGUAUACCAAAGGAGCCAUUAAGUUUCCAAGUCAUACCCUUCGAUAACCCUAAAGGUUAUAUUACACUACAGGCUAGAAAUUUAGACACGAAGAGAAAAUGGUGCCAAGAAAUAAAAAGAUUAAUUAUUGAAAGUUUUAAAGGGAAAAUUCCUGAGAAGGUCAAAGGUCUUGUAAUGCAACUUGGUAAAAGUCGUGAAGAAGAGGCAGCUAAGUAUUCUACCGUAGAUUCACGUAGAAUUUCUCACCAGACUGCCCCUGAGUACCUAGAGAGGAGGCAAAGAUUGAGGAGGAAGUCAGGGACUGCUAUACUGACAGAUCUACUUAAACCACAGAGAGGAAAGAAAGGACAGAGAAGGGCAGAAUCAGUGAGUCCUAGAUCUAGUCCACCUCCAGAAAGAAAAGUAUUGACUCACUCUCCUUCCACGCCUAGUACUAGAGAGGUAUUAAAUAUUUCCAAUGUAGACACACCAACUUUACAUGUGCCUAAAUCUGUCUCACCGACAAAAGUUGGAAGAAGUAUUAGUUUUAGGCAGGCUUUAAAACGGCAGCCUUUGAGAUCUGUGGACUUUGGACCCUUAGACAACAAAGAGAAUACCUCACAAGUUAAACAAGAAACACCUACAUCAUCUAGGAGGUCUAAAAGUUUCAAACGUGCAACCAAAUUGAAACCAUUACUCUCAGUAUCUAAUGAUACAUUGGAAUCAAUUACUCCAAACGGUCAAGAACAGGAUGCAUUUUACACACCAUCAAAAAAAUCUGCUGGACUGGAGUUUUCCUUCUCUUCCCCAUCAACUCCAUCUGAAAAUUCAAGUUCACCUAAAACAUUUAAUAAAUUCAUGAGGAAUGAAACAGAAAAAUUGUGCAAUGAAAAUUCAGGGUCUUUGUCAAGGCACAGUCGAUAUUCUAGUAUGCCGGUAUUAAACACUAUGGAAUCAUCAUCUCCGUUAAUCCGUAAACAGAGAAAGUGUAGUGAAGAAAUCACUAGUCAGGAAAACUCUUCAAUGGGGAAGAAGAGGAUAUUUGAUACAAAAAUGUACUUUAAGAGGGCUGGAAAUAACAGUCCAGAUCUUAGGAGAAGAAAUAACUCCGUUUUGGCUUUUCAUGAUUCUUUCAUUAAGAAAUCAACAGAAAACUUAUCCAGGAAAUCAACAGAGAGUUUAUCACAAAAAGUGGGACCAAUAACUUUAACAAAACCUCGACCAUUUAUAUCAUCACCAUUUGAUAAGCCGAAAAAACAAAACAUUAAAAAGUCAAUAUCAUGUGGUGCUGAAUCAGGGGAGGUAAUCAACGAAGAUCCAUGGGAACGUAAGACCACAACACUCGUGGUCCCACAGAAUCAUACAAGGACCCAUUCUAUUGGGUGUGAAGGAGAUAUUGAUAAAAUGGACUGGCUUGUUUAUGCCAAUAGAAAUUCACUUCCUGUAAAUGGAUUUGACAUUGGACCAAAAUUGUAUAAAUAUUGUACUCCACCAAGAUCAACAAUGGAUUUAGCUCAGUCUCAAAUAAAACGUGAACAUUUACAGGGAGAUAACUCAGUUAGGAUACAAAAGGGAGAUAAUCAUUUAGAUUUCAUAAAACAUAUGUCUAAAGGAUUACACUUUCCGUCAGAUAAAUCAAAAUCAGACAAUUGUUUGGAUGACAAUUAUAUAAAUUCAGAAGAACUCAAUGAUUUCCCUAAUUUUGGUGCUUUACCCGUUGUAAAAGUUGCUAAAUCACAACCGAAAUUAAACAGAUCAAAUUCUAAUCCAACGUCAACAUUACAAAAACAUCCACUGAGACAUUUCAGUAGUCCUUCAUUAUGUGAUGAUCACCAUAUAGCCAAGGACCAUGAACAGAUUAUAGCAGAAAUGGAGGAUUAUUUAAAACGUUCAGAAUCCACAUCGACAGUCAGUUCGGUAAAAUUCCCUUCAAAUGUCACAAAUAACCCUGUAGAAAUUGAAGAAAAUAAACGAGAUUCUUGUGUUUCUAAUUUUUCGAACUCUUCCUAUGAGAGUACAGAUACAGCCCCAGGUUCCCCAGGUGUGGAUAACUUUAUGGGAUCACUGAAGCAUAAAAUACAUGAUUUAAAACAGAAACUGUCUCAUAGACGUUCUGGUUCCUAUGACAAUCGGGAUAGCUCUGAUAAUGAAUUGGACAAUGACAAAUUAAAACCUAAGGAAACCAGAUCAAGUUUGUUGUCUUUGUUUCAUAACAAGGCUAAGGAAGGUACCAGUACAAAUUUACAAACAGUUUUACAUGCUGGUGAUUGGGGUAGCCCUUCCAUAGGUCAAAGAAUGGCUGAACAGGAGCCGACCUAUUUUGACAUAACACUGUCUCUCACUCGACCAAAGGAUAAAAGUGAUCAAUAUAAAGUUGAUGUUAACGGUCAAACAAAACCUGCCAACAAUAUUCAAAUUGGAGAUUUGGAGGCUUCCGAAAACUUGCAUCUUCAAAACUGUGACUCUGCCUUCUCCAUACAAGGUGAUAUGGCUUUCGGUAAUAAUAUUGAUGAUUCACCUCGGAGCCAGAGUAGUGAUGAUAAAUCUGAAAUCAAAAGAUCAUUGUCAUCAACAGACAGUAUAUACGAGAAACAAUUUUCCAUUGCUUUUGAUGACGGGGAACCUUUUCGUGACUCUGCUGUGUAUUGUGAAAUGGACCCAGAUCAAAAUGCUACGAAAUCAGACUUAAAGUUACCCAAUCGUGUUCCUAUCAAAUCAUAUGUACAAAAAAUUGAGGAGAAAACUCAACCUAUUGCGAUUCCUGUAACUAAGGUAAAACAGAGAGAACCUGGUGCUAUUAUUAAAAAAAGACUGGAAAGUUUGCAUACAAAUUGUUUUAAGGCCAGCAGUCGGCCAUCUAGUGUUGAACGAGAACUCCGAUUCUAUAGCAGACCGUCAAGUGUUGAAAGAGAAUUACGAAUAUCUAGUCGUCCUGCAAGUGAAGAGAGACAAGUUAGAAGUGUAAGUGUUGAUAAAGAGUUACCUCCACGAUUGUCCGAAUUUGACCGACCGUCUCUACGUAGGGAGAUGUCCGAUGCCACUUAUCGUCUUCCAUCACUAAAUCGUUACAGUGAUGAGAUGUCUACGACCGUGUCCACUAGUAGACUUGACCAAUUGAACAUUGAUUUGAACAAUCUGAUUGUCAUGAGAGGUUGGGUAAGACAGUUGAUUGAUAAAUUCCAACAAUCUAAGAACUGAUUUGUGGUCAUGGUUACAUUUUUUAUGAAAUAGUUUAUAUUUAUUAUAUCACUAAUGUAUGUAAAGGUCCUACCAGCAUGCUUGUGAUUAGUAAUAGUGCUCCGUUGAUUUUUAUAAAUAUAUAGAAUUGUUGUU